Coregonus sp. 'balchen' is the source of this 9810-nucleotide messenger RNA. Lineage: Eukaryota; Metazoa; Chordata; Actinopteri; Salmoniformes; Salmonidae. The record is from the annotation of a GenBank genome assembly.
AUGGUCAUCAUCAUCAUCAAGUGUAGAGAGACUCUGGAGAGACCUAUAGAGACAGGUGUUCUUCAGAAGGGAUUACAAUAGAGCAACAUCCAUGUUACAAACUCCAGACUCUGCAGUUCUUAUGAUGAAGGAUGCCAUCCUUAUUAAUCACGUAUUACUACUAAUAACACUCACACCUGCAGCUUCUCACAGUCAGCAGUUACUCACUACUAACGACUAGGAUGGUAUUUAUUUCCAGUGAUACGGCAACUACUGUACUGAAGAGAGACUGUAACCAAAACAUCUAACAACAUGCUCUAUUUGUUUUCUGUUGUGAAUCAGAGCUGUGUUUUCCACAAGGCUAAAGAAAAUAUUUUAGACCAAAACACUACAGCCCUCUGAGAUCUAACCCAGUGGAUGAGUUUCAUUCUUUUAGGAUAACAUGGACAGAAAACAAACAACUGCUUUUAUCAAUUUGUAAGUCGCUCUGGAUAUGAGCGUCUGCUAAAUGACUUAAAUGUAAAUGUAAAUCCCUGCAUGCCCGCCUCCUCUAAUCCCUGUAAUUCUCCCUUCUAAACAUCCCCUAAUAAUGAUCUCAUUAAGGCGAGAAGAGGAGAGCAAGGAGAAGAGAGGAUAGGAUAGGAGAGAAUCGCACCUCCAGAUGUGACUGAGACCCUGAGAGAAAUGUGUUUAGUGAGAGACCCUUAGGACUGAAGCAUCUGUGGGGAAUCUUUAGCUCUGUGUGUGUGUGUUUCUCCAUCUGUAACACUGCCCCACUUCCACAGCCCAACAACACAUUAUCAAAACCCGCCACUGUCUCUGCCACAGUUCCAGGCCUAACACAUCAUCAAACCAAGACUGAAUAAUUCACCCUCCAUCUGCAGCGUGCGGCAUCAUCAAAGUGAAUGGAACAGUUUCCUGCCUGUCUUAGCCUCAGCCCCUCACACAGCAUCAUCAUAUCUGACAGCUACAGGGAAGAGGGCUGAACCAGGAAAUCAAUAAUAUAACCACUAUAUUGCCUUUCCUAACUACCGCCCAGUCAGAAUGGAUCAAAUGUCAAACGCACAAUGUGGCAUACUAACUGUGUAUGUGAAAUCGAGAUAAAGAGAGAGCUAGAGAGAGCAAGAGAGAAAGAGAUAAAGAGAGAGCAGAGAGAGAGCAAGAGAGAGAGCUAGAGAGAGAGCUAGAGAGAGAGCAAGAGAGAUAGAGAUAAAGAGAGAGCUAGAGAGAGCUAGAGAGAGAGCUAGAGAGAGAGCAAGAGAGAUAGAGAUCAAGAGAGAGCUAGAGAGAGAGCUAGAGAGAGCUAGAGAGAGAGCUAGAGAGAGAGCUAGAGAGAGCUAGAGAGCUAGAGAGAGAGCUAGAGAGAGAGCAAGAGAGAAAGAGAUAAAGAUAAAUAAAUAAAAUAGAGAGAUAGAGCUUUGCCCCAUAACCUGUACAGCUCUUAUAGUCAAUAAUACAGACACAGCAUAUGCUGUUCCUGCAUCUCAUAUGUGUGACCCCAUUUUCUAAAACUGGGGCAAAACAACACACACUGAUAUCAAUAAUAAAAUAAUAUCAAGAUCCCUUUCAUUUAUACAUGGCAUACAUAAGGAAGAGAAUCACAGGGAUUCUAAAACAGCAGAAUUAGGUAAAUUAGACCCUUUACACUGAGUCUUUCUGUAAUGAGAUGAGCAGUGGGAAUGAGCCCUUCAGGAUAUACACACUGAUAUCUUCACCCCUGAGUGUGUGUGUGUUUUCGUGUGUGUGUGUGUUUACGUGUCAUUUGUGUGUGUGUGUGUGUGUGUUUACGUGUCAUUUCUGUGUGUGUGUGUGUGUGUGUGUGUGUGUGUGUGUGUGUGUGUGUGUGUGUGUGUGUGUGUGUGUGUGUGUGUGUGUAGGGCAGCUGCUCCUCCAGUGUGUAUGAACAGCAGCGUAGGACGUCAGGCUUCAUCAUGGAACUCACUUGAGAGACAAGUGGACUCAGCGAACUCAGCCAUCUCUCUGUUAUCUGUAGUCCUCUCAUUAUCCUGCUCUACUCUACACUAAGGGUCUGAACCAGACCAGGCAGCACCUGAAUUGGCUCUGCAGGCUCACCUCUCCUCUCCUACAAAUAUCCUCAUAAUACCCAUCAUCACCAUCAUCCUCAGCAGCACUUGUGUUAUUUACAGCCUCUCCUCUCCUCUCUUCCACUCCCUUCCCACCUCCUCUCCUCUCCUCUCCUCUCCUCUCCUCUCCUCUCCUCUCCUCUCCUCUCCUCUCCUCUCCUCUCCUCUCCUCUCCUCUCCUCUCCUCUCCUCCACUCCCGUCUCCUCUCCUCUCCUCUCCUCUCCUCUCCUCUCCUCUCCUCUCCUCUCCUCUCCUCUCCUCUCCUCUCCUCUCCUCUCCUCUCCUCUCCUCUCCUCUCCUCUCCUCUCCUCUCCUCUCCUCUCCUCUCCUCUCCCUCUCCUCUCCUCUCCUCUCCUCUCCUCUCCUCUCCUCUCCCCCGUCCCCUCUCCUCUCCUCUCCACUGCAAAUGCCUCUCAAGAACAGCUGUCUAUGCUCUACAAAAACUGACACGGACACACCAUCUACAGAGUUGGUGCUGAAAUCACAGGCCAGGACCAUUUACAAUCUUUAUUCAGGUCUAUAGCUGGGAGCCUGGAACAGAAGCACCAGCCAUGUGAGAAACACAAGGUUUACUCAGGGUCAGAGAGGAGUGGUGAGACCCACAGAGAUCCUAUUCAAUUAAGUGAUAUGUAAUUCUAUGGCGUAAUUCUCUUGUGAGACCUCUGUCGGUCUGAGAGCUGUGAUCUCUUGGAUGUCACCAGCAGGUGGCAGCAGAUCACUCAUUGACAUCUUCCACUGAGUUCCUCACUAGUCAAAGGACCAAAGACAGCUAAGAGCCAUGUUCCAAACCAAACCCUGGCCCCUUCACACAGGUUCUUAUUAUAGAUCUAAAAGGAGUGGGUGUUUGGAAAAGCAAUGUAUUCCUGAUUCCUAUUCAAAAUCUUUUGAUUUGGAAUUGGGAAAAGAGUAGGCUAGUCAGGUGAAUCCAGUCAGUCAGUGUGGUUCAGUUCGUUGGUUCCACUGGUUUAUUCAGUGAAGUAUGAAUAUGGUUAUAUAAGUAGAUAAUAAUGUUGACAUCCCUCUGUUACAGAAUUGAUGGGAGUCUUUUAUACUGCAGUCAAAUAUGCCACUUUCUUUUUUCUCCCUGUUUUGGGGUCAUGUCAGAGCCUGCCAAGUUUAAUGGAAAACUAGGCCAAAUGUUCUACUAUAGGUUAGUAUAUGUAAUUCCCCAAACAUAUACGACUACACUUAAUGGAUAGACUACACUCAAUGGAUAGACUACAAUCAAUGGGUUAAAAUGACAAUCAACAUACAAUUAAAGAUAGUCCAUGACACAAUGCUGAAUAUUUACAUUCACUUAUCUGAAGAUGCUUACAAUUACAAUUCACUGAACCUCGAGGCCAAGUCUUGAGGUUUUAUACUGGGUAUCUGUAACGCACGUUGUGACAAUUGUUGAUGUAAAACGGGAUUUAUUAAAUUAAAUAAAUGUGGCAGCUACACUCAUCAUACCUCUACUUCGAGCCGCGUGUAUGAGUUCCAUGGGCAUCUGCGCGCAGAGUCCCAUCCCUCCUCUCCCUCCAUAGUCCAUACAGUACCGUUCAAAACUUUCCUCCAAUCAGUUUAGCUUCUAAUAACUUGGUCAAGUGGAGUUUUGUCGGGUAUGUAUAUUAUCACUUUCACUCGGGUUUGGUUUGGCAUAGUACGAGGUGUUGGUCCUAGUGGCUCGGUAAUGUCUUUAUGCAAACAGCUCCUUUCACCGACAGCAUGCCUAUUGUCACAGUCAUGGUUUAUAUGGAGGCAGCGGUGGACGUGAGGAUUACAUCCGUUUGAGGAGCACUGAUCCAGGCUGUGUUUCUCUCUGAGCCCCUGCCAGCCCAGCCAUGAGUUGUCUGGAUGUGAUGUUUUACCAGAGUUAUGGAGCUCACUACCUCCCUGCGUCUUCAGCAGCAGCGGCAGCAGCGUACAAAGCGGCAUACUACCAUCAUCAUCAGCACCAGCAGCAGCACCAGCAGCAGGUGGGUGUCCAGACUAGACGUACACACUGCUCUGAAAUAGUUUGUUGACGGCGUAAUAUUUGUUUGUUUUUUAAAUACUAGACUAUUUUAGUGUUCCCAUAAUUCGCACGGUGCUUUAGGCACGAAUACACUCCGUGCUGAAUGUUUUGGCACGUCGCAGAUGUCAGUUCACAGCGAAGAGUACUGACUCCUGAGUAACACAAAACUCAUAAAGUUACCAUUUGAAAAAUUGAAGCGUUUCUCGCCGUGUAUUUAGAGAAGGUCAUGCAGAAUGACUCGGAUUAUUAAUCUCCUCGUUCCGUCAGAAGGGUGAUGUAGGCUAAUGACAACUCGUCACUGUCUCUCAGGAAUGUUGUUGAUAAUGGUUAUUUUGGAACGGCCACGAGCAUUUGCAUAGUCGACAUACUUUCACCAGAACACACACUGAGAAACAUCCUACAACUUCUUGAAUAAACUUCGGUCUCACUCCUACAACUUAUUGAAUAAACUUCGGUCUGUAACUUUGCCCAUUCUUCAACUUCGUUUUCCUUUAAAAUGGAGGUCAUAGAGAAUUGAAGUUUGUAACGGAUAGUAUGACUUUGAACAACGGCAUUGAUGUAGGCUAUUUUGCUCAGUGUAUGUGGCAUACACGUUUAAUCAUGUGGUUUGACCGUUGUGGCGCAAAAUAGACAGACAGACUGGUGCUCUCAUGGCUGAACCUUUGAGAUGCAUUUUUCGUACUUUAACCUUCUCUCUCUCUCUUUUUCUCCCUCUCUCUCUUUCUCUCUCUGUAGAAGAACCUGGGUGUGUACAGUAGGAUGCAGCAGGACAGCGUGGAGCAGCAGUGUCCAGGGGGGAGACAGCAACAGCAGCGUGGGGGAGGAGGGGGGAGACUAGCUGGGGAGAAAUGGGUCCAACGGGGCCUGGAGGGUUCUGGGCUGGGGGGCUGUGGGGGUAAUGGGAAGGACAGCCAGCCAGCUGAGGCAGAGUACCUGAGCUCCAGGUGUGUCCUGUUCACCUAUUUCCAUGGUGACAUUGGGGAUGUGGUGGAUGAACAUUUCUCUAGGGCUCUGAGCCAAACCAGUGCCUUCACUGGAGAGACUAAGAGCUCCAGGAGCACUCCCAUACACACCUCUGCCUCGGCUGGAUUGUGGAAAGGUAGGAACACACAGGGACUUUCAUAUAAUUACUCAUAGUUUGAAUUAUGUCAAUUCUGAAAACAGUCUUAUUCAUAUAGGUAUAUUAUCUUUCACUGUAACAAAUUGCUGUACAUUUACAGAAAAACAUUUACAGUUAGCUACUGUAAUUCUAUGUUACAGUACAGUACUAUAAAGAGCAAUGCAAUUUUACAAUGAAAUACUGUAUUACCUGUUCUGCAGUAAUUUACUGUAAUUCAGUACCACCCCCACAGAAUACAGUACCAUAUUGUAAUUUUUGAGCGCCAAAAACCUUUUGUUGGUGCAUGGUGAUGUUGUGGCUCAUUAACACAUUUUGAGGUGUGCCUUGUGAGAGGCUAUACUUGUUGUACCUGUUAGUGAAAGUGCUGUACCAAUUUAAGUGAUAUGUGCUAGUAGUUUCCUAACAAUUAAAUGUAUAUAGGGGAAAAAUCAGAGAGGCAGCAAGUCUCAAACCUUUAAUGGUUGAGUGUUUAGCCAUGCCCUUUUGAUCUGUUUCACCUUGUAGUCACUGCCAGUUUAGAAGCCUUUGUUAAGGCCUUUACAAGUGCAAGUGAUAUAAAACACCAAAUAUUUAUUGGUAUGCUGUAAUAUACAAAUACCUAGCAGUCAACCUGCUUGCACUAAUCCCAUGUAAUUACUAGUUUACGUUUGAUACUGGAGCUCCGAGGCAUGCGUCGAAAUGGCUAAGCAGUAUACUUCGAAGCAGUGUGCCGAUGCGUGUAUCACUUUAUCAGAAGUACGUCAUCAAUGACGUCCGACGCUUCGUUCGAUCACAUGCUUUUUCAAACCGUGUGUUGCAAAAUGCGAGAUCCCACUGAUUUCACAGUGUUUCCGGUGCUUUCUUAGAUUAAGCUGCUUUCAAACUCUGACCUCUACUGGAUACAGUACUUAUACAUCUAGUUAGGAUUUUGUACAUGUAAUUACACCUGACCGGUAGCUUAGCAGGUAGAGUAGGCACACUAUUUAGAAAAUAGUUUUAUGUGAAACCACACCUUCUGCACUGUUGUUCAAAUAAUUUGUUUUAUUUAGUAUAGUAUAAGCUGUCUUAAGCAUCCUAAAUAAUGCCAGAGAUUCUGUUUUAGAAAAAUAGUAAACUUGAAGGCAAAAAAGGGAAGCAUGAUGUGAACCUGGUAAGCCAACGACUUACCGCUGUGCCACAGAAUUUUGAUAAAAUUAGUAGAGGGAAAAAAACCUAUCUGAUAAUCACACGUUGCUAUUUAUUGCUGACCACCAGAUGUCACUAUUGUGCAUUGUGAACAGAUAAUAAAGCUCAGAGUAAUGAACCUAUUUUUGACACAAUCGGCUGGAAAGCCUCAACGCUUCAGGAAGCUUUGUUUCCCCAUCACUAUUAAUUACAGUAAAAUACUGUAAAAUACCAACAUGAUUACAGUAGCAUUUCCUUUCUUACAGUAUAGUAGGCUAAUUUGACAGUAUUGUAUUGCGUCAUUGCUCUGCAUUUUCCUUUAAGUCACAGUAAACUGGUGGCACGUUACUGUGAAAAUUAGAUUAACGCACUUUGCACUAGCCAAAGAUGGGUGAAGUUAUCUUGUUACAAAUACACAAUAUUUUGAACACCAAAGUAUCCUUAACUACAACUACAUUCCCAGUAAUGGUUACAUAAACGUUUUACUUGCUAUUACUGUGAUACAGUUGCUUGCGAAAGUAUUCACCCCCCUUGAAAUUUUUCCUAUUUUGUUGCCUUACAACCUGGAAUUAAAAUGGGGGUUUGUAUCAUAUGAUUUACACAACAUGCCUACCACUUUGAAGAUGCAAAAAAAUUAAUAAUUGUGAAACAAACAAGAAAUAAGGCAAAAAUAACAGAAAACUUGAGCGUGCAAACUUUUCAGCCCCCCAAAGUUAAUACUUUGUAGAGCAACCUUUUGCAGAAAUUACAGCUGCAAGUCUCUUGGGGUAUGUCUCCAUAAGCUUGGCACAUCAAGCCACUGGGAUUUUUGCCCAUUCUUCAAGGCAAAACUGCUCCAGCUCCUUCAAGUUGGAUGGGUUCCGCUGGUGUACAGCAAUCUUUAAGUCAUACCACAGAUUCUCUAUUGGAUUGAGGUCUGGGCUUUGACUAGGCCAUUCCAAGACAUUUAAAUGUUUCCCCUAAAACCACUCAAGUGUUGCUUUAGCAGUAUGCUUAGUGUCAUUGUCCUGCUGUAAGGUGAACCUCCGUCCCAGUCUCAAAUCUCUGGAAGACUGAAACAGGUUUCCCUCAAGAAUUUCCCUGUAUUUAGCGCCAUCCAUCAUUCUUUCAAUUCUGACCAGUUUCCCAGUCCCUGCCGAUGAAAAACAUCCCCACAGCAUGAUGCUGCCACCACCAUGCUUCACUGUGGGGAUGGUGUUCUCGGGGUGAUGAGAGGUGUUGGGUUUGCGCCAGACAUAUCGUUUUCCUUGAUGGCCAAAAAGCUCAAUUUUAGUCUAAUCUGACCAGAGUACCUUCUUCCAUAUGUUUGUGGGGUCUCCCACAUGGCUUUUGGUGAACACCAAACGUGUUUGCUUAUUUUUUUCUUGAAGCAAUGGCUUUUCACUCUUCCGUAAAGCCCAGCUCUGUGGAGUGUACGGCUUAAAGUGGUCCUAUGGACAGAUACUCCAAUCUCCGCUGUGGAGCUUUGCAGCUCCUUCAGGGUUAUCUUUGGUCUCUUUGUUGCCUCUCUGAUUAAUGCCCUCCUUGCCUGGUUCGUGAGUUAUGGUGGGCGGCCCUCUCUUGGCAGAUUUGUUGUGGUGCCAUAUUCUUUCCAUUUUUUAAUAAUGGAUUUAAUGGUGCUCCGUGGGAUGUUCAAAGUUUCGGAUAUUUUUUUAUAUCCCAACCCUGAUCUGUACUUCUCCACAACUUUGUCCCUGACCUGUUUGGAGAGCUCCUUGGUCUUCAUGGUGCCGCUUGCAGACUCUGGGGCCUUUCAGAACAGGUGUAUAUAUACUGAGAUCAUGUGACAGAUCAUGUGACAAUUAGAUUGCACACAGGUGGACUUUAUUUAACUAAUUAUGUGACUUCUGAAGGUAAUUGGUUACACCAGAUCUUAUUUAGGGGCUUCAUAGCAAAGGGGGUGAACACAUAUGCACGCACCACUUUUGAGUAAUUUAUUUUUUUGAAUUUUUUGAAACAACUUAUUUUUUUCAUUUCACUUCACCAAUUUGGACUAUUUUGUGUAUGUCCAUUACAUGGAAUCCAAAUAAAAAUCAAUUUAAAUUACAGGUUGUAAUGCAACAAAAUAGGAAAAACGCCAAGGGGGAUGAAUACUUUUGCAAGGCAUUGUAUGUGUUUUUUUUAUCAACGUUAAAUGAAUGCACAUACUGUAAGUCGCUCUGGACAAGAGCAUCUGCUAAAUGACCAAAAUGUAAAUGUCAAAAUGUACAUUUGCAAAGCACACUGCUGGGUAUUAUUCUAAUAAAAUGUGGCCUUGUUUGGGGGCGGAUGUCAUUAGAAUAAUACCGAGCAGUGUGCUUAGCAAGUGUUAAUUUUCACAUUUACAUUUUGGUCAUCUAGCAGACGCUCUUAUCAAGAGCGACUUACAGUCAGUGUAUUAAAACUAAGGUAAACAAGAAUAUACCACAGUCAUAGCAAGUAAAGAGAUUAUGUUAGCGUUACUGAGAAUGUUAAGUGGGCUACUUGCAAGUAUAUAUUUGUAUUAGAAAAUACAAAAUACAUGUAUUCUAAUUAAACUGUUACAAAAUAGGAUACAUCAAUUGUAGUUCAGGCCAGUGAAAUACAAAUGACAAAAUAGGUAUUGAAAGUGUUUAAAUAUCUAUAUCAAACACAUGUAAUAGAAAUACUGCCUGUCGUUGGCACUAGCUACCUGCACUGUAAGUCUGCAACAGUUUACUAACCACUGUGCUUCCAGUAAUGCCCUGUAAAUUAUAGAAAUACAGCAUGUUACUAUAGUCAGGUGUUCCAGUAAUAUGCUGUAAAUUUGUUACAGUAAAGGUCCUGUAAAUCUACAGUAAUUUACUGGCUUCUGUGCUGCCAGUAAUUUACUUUAAAUUUACAGUAACCUACUGGCUACUGUGCUGACAGUAAUUUACAGGAAUUUUUUUUUCAUUGUACUGUUACUUUUUAUCUAGAAUGAAUCAAAUGUCAUGGUAGAAACUUGUGUCUCUAACAACCUUUUCUGAUAAAAAUGGUCCCUCCCUCCCUCCCUCUCACAGACAGUGUAUCUCUCUCGGAGGCCCAGUGUGGUUCACUGUCUUCCUCUCUGUGGGAUGGAGGUUACCCGUCCCAGACCAGCCCCUGUCUCUCCAUCCACCCAGACUUCUCCCCCAGCCCAGCAGCCUUCCAUGCCCCAGACUGUGCUCUGUGGACGGGCCACGCUCUGCCCCAGCCCAGCCUCCCUCCUCCAGCCUCUCUCCCGGACCCCUGGGCCUACAGCCUCAACCCUCAGACCUCUGCCAGCUACACACACGCCCACAAUGUCUACACACACACUCACCCUCACACACACAUGCACCCCCGCCACACCUACCCAGUAUUACAUUCCCACCUGUCCCAUGGCCCAGGCCUAGACCCCAGGUUCAGCCCUCUGCUCCUGCCUGGUGUGAAGACUCAGAGCCCCCUAGCCCACAGCCCUGCUGGACACAGCACACAGAGUGCCACACACAGCAGCCAGAGCCCAGGGAUACACAGGGAUGUGAAGAUAGAG